Molecule: messenger RNA, 2151 nt
Organism: Erigeron canadensis
Lineage: Eukaryota; Viridiplantae; Streptophyta; Magnoliopsida; Asterales; Asteraceae
Exons: 3
Coding region: 169-1854 (561 amino acids)
Source: RefSeq, a predicted model, not a curated record
UUUGUGGGUUUUUGUUAUAAAAAAAGAUUGCCCUAAUUUUAUUAAUUUUUGUGUAAUUUUAAUCAAAAAAUACAAACUUUAUUUGUGGGGUGUCUUUGAUUAAAAAAAAAAAAGUUGUGCCCUAAUAUUUUUUUAAUUUUUUUUAUAAUUGUUAAUGAAAAAAAGGAGAUGGAUCCAAAGAAAAUGGUAGUGGAUUUAAGUUCAGAUGAUGAAGAUGAUGAUCAUAAAUGGUUAACAAAGCUUCUAGAAGAAGAUGAUGAUGAUGAUGUAAAAAAUAAUAAUAAUAAAAAAGAUGAUGGAGUUAUUAUGGUUAAUGAGAACGAAAAAAAAAUUGUAAAAAGUUUGAAAGUGAAAUUGAAGGUAAAAGAGUGUUUAUUAGUAGAUGAUGAUGAAUGUGUUGUUCUUGAGAAUGAUCCUAAUGAGAAGUUGGAAGCUAAGAGUAAAAAAGAUGGUGUUAAUGAGGAUGAUGAGAUAGUCGUUGUUAGCGAAAAAGGACAGGUUGCAUGCCGAGAUUACCCACAUUCAAGGCAUCUUUGUAUCAAAUUUCCUUUCUCCACUACCCCUGAUCAAAGUCACUGCGAACAGUGCUACUGUUAUGUUUGUGACUCCCUUGCUCCUUGUGUCUAUUGGGGCAAUGGCAGUGCAACUACCGAUCAUUGUCAUGCCACAGAUAAAGAUGACUUGUGGAGACUCGCUAGGGAAAACACCAGGAACGUUAGCAAAGGCGUCCCACCUAUUAAACGGCCCCUCUCUGUGGACCCUCAAAGACUAGCACCUGCCAUGGUGCCUCGAUCUCUAGACCCGAUUGCAAGGCCCUGCUUGAUUCAACCUCAAACCCCUCAGAGACUAGCAACGGCCAUGGUUUCACCUCAAAAUCCAAUUGCAUCACCAAACUUUCAACCCUCUAAUUUUCACAACCAAAAUCGAAGCCAUGUACUUGCAUCAAGACAUAAAUUACAUACGAACUUGAUCUCGCAGGCUAUGCGUAGGAACCGCCAGAAUUCAUACUCAGGCAAUCAGGCUCAAAAACAGGUAUUAAGAAAAACAGCUUCGGUUGGUGUUACAGCAACAGCUAACCAUGCCUCAUAUGGCUCAUACAGGAUCCCAUUUGGAGAUUCCAGUAUGCAGCAAAACCAAAACUCAUAUGGCUCAUACUGUGGCCCAUAUAGAGAUACCAAUAGGCAGCAAAACCAAAACUACCAUGGAAAUGGAGCGCUUUCCCGGCCAAAUAAAUAUUUACGAAUGUCACAACCAAAUGCAGUGAACACUUCUGCUCCAAAUCCUCCUCAAAAUCAAAGUUAUACAUCUUUGAGUGUAAAUCAACCAUCGCCUUGUGAAGCUCAAUUCUCUAUGCAAUCAAACCCGAGUUUUCAAUCUCAAGUCAAUACUAGCCCGUUCCCUGGAAACCCACUCUAUCAGGCGAAUCUGGUUACACCAUCGUAUUUACUACCCCAACUACCGUCCUCUCAAUCUGGCUAUGUGGAUCCCAUACAGUCAAAUUACCCUGUUCCUUUCAGUCAAGUAGAUAGUUUGUCGGUUUCAGUUUCAGAUUAUAUCCAAAAUUCUGCCCAAGGAACUCAACCUCAGAGUCCUCUAAUGAAUCCGAAUUUUCAAGAUAAUGAGUUGAAGUUACCUUUAAACCAAGAUUCUGUCACACUUGAAGGUGCGAUGCCAGCUAGCGAGCCAAUUCUUGGAGAGCUCUGUGACAACUUAGCAGACUAUCAGUAUGAUUGGAUUUUUGAUGACCAGUCAGUGGAACCAGGGCGGCUCCUGGACAAUCCUGGACCAAAUGGCUUAUAUGACUUCUCAUCGGAUUCUACUUGUAUAAACACAGGUCCAAUUUUCGACUUCUAAGCCUAUGUACCAGAUGCCUUUUUUGCUUGGCAGAGAAUGGUAAAAGCUUCACCAUUUUAACACUCCUGCUUUGUUUGGGAUUUAUCAGAGGAUUUGAUGACUGGGUGGUAGAUGUAGCUUUUAGUAUUGUUAUGUUUUAGUUUUUUUUUUUCUUUUUUUUUUUUGCCCAUUUUGGGUUAUUUCUAACUUGGUUUAGGUUUCAAGCCUAGAAUUUUAUUUUUAUCUAUGUAGUUUAUCUUUCUACAUAACUUAGUAUUGUAAAUAAUUUUUCUUUUAAUCCAUCUUGCAGUUCUCUCA